CCUCCUACAUGAAAGAAAAUUGCUUCAUCUGGUGAAUCUUUAAUGAAGCAAUAAAAUGCUGAAUGCGGAAUACUAGUAAAUGCUUUCUUUUAAAAAUAGCUGUGUGUUUUAUGGUUGAAGCUUAUCAGAAUACUAUAUAUUUCAGACACCUGGGUGGCUUACUUAGAUUGAGGUCUCGAAUUUCAAUUCAGGAUGAGUUACAAUCUGGCAGUGGAAGCUUCUUGUCCUACGCCAUAUGCGGCUUCCCAAUUUCUUUCCAUAAUUCUACUGUCUAUGGCUGGACAGAGGCACGCUCCUAAAACGACAAAUGAAAUAAAAAGCAGCUACGACUACAUCAUAGUGGGUGGUGGUUCAGCCGGAUCUGUGUUGGCGGCCCGUUUAUCUGAGAAACCUUGCGUGACGGUACUAUUACUCGAGGCUGGUAAAUCUCCGCCAAAGGUGUCGGAUAUCCCCGCUGUAGCCAAGAGUUUCAUCAAGUCGGACAUUGACUGGUUCUACAGCACCGCUCCACAAGAAUAUACUGGGGCUGGACUCAUAAACAGGGAAGUUGCUUGGCCUAGUGGAAAGACGCUGGGAGGUUCCAGUGUCAUUAAUGCGAUGCUGAAUGUGAGAGGCAACAAGAAGGAUUUCGAUGAUUGGGCUGCCCAAGGGGCGAGAGGCUGGAAUUACGAUAAAGUGCUUCCUUAUUUCAAGAAAUUAGAAGACAAUGCUAAUCCUGAAUACGUGAAAAAUGUUCUGGAUUCUAACGGCCCCACACAAACAGGUUUCUAUGAUUUGCAAGCAACCAUUCGCAGAGGCCAGCGUUGCAGUGCUGCAAAGGCCUAUUUAGUACCGAGUGACCAGAGAGAAAAUCUGGAUAUUGUCGCCGAGGCCUUUGUGAAGAAGAUAAUUAUCCAUAAUCAUCAAGCCCAAGGUGUGAUAUUCGAUUUUGAAGGCAAGGAACGCAAAGUGAGGGCUUUCAAGGAGGUCAUUCUCUCGGCUGGAACUGUGAAUUCUGCCCAGCUACUGAUGCUGUCCGGUAUUGGCCCUCAAGAAGAACUUGAAAAAUUUAACAUACCACUAGUGGCGGAUUUACCAGUCGGUCGUAAUUUACAAGAUCACUGCCUUGCGGUGUUACCGUAUGAAAUGAGUGAUAAACCAUUUGAGGAGAAGCAAAAAGACCAGUCAAGCAUUUGGGACUAUAUAGUUUCAAAAACAGGUCCGCUCACCUCCGCUCAAGGUGUAAAUACAAUAGCUUUCUUGGACAAGGAUGAGCCUAAAGCUCCUGGAGAUUAUCCUGAUUAUCAGCUGUACAUCUUCGAAGCAGCCACAGGUCCAGCAAAGACUCAACAAAACAUCAAACCAGAGUACUAUGAAGCCAUCUAUGGACCGUACGAGAACUCUUCUUUCUACUGCUGUGCCGCUCAGAUGUUGCAUCCAAAGGCAAGAGGAACAAUCACUCUUAAAUCUUCAGACCCUUAUGAUCCCCCGGUGAUUGAUCCCAAAUACUUCUCUCAUCCAGAAGAUAAGGAAAUAGUCACCAAAGGUAUGAAGAAAUGCCAUGAAAUUGCGAGUAGUGAACCACUGAAGAAGAUUGGUUCAAAGCCUUUUUCUACAGUCGUUCCUGGAUGUGAAGAUUAUAUAUACGAUGAUGAUAAAUAUUUCCGCUGCAUCGCCGAGUCAAUUGUUGUCACACUGAAUCACCAAGUAGGAACAGCGAAGAUGGGCAAUCCGAAAGAUACAUCAACAGUAGUAGAUCCAGAAUUGCGAGUGAAAAUGGUUCAUAAUCUUCGUGUCGUGGAUGCAUCUGUCAUGCCUCUGAUCACAAGUGGAAACACUAACGUCCCAACUAUGAUGGUUGCUGAGAAGGCUUCAGAUAUCAUCAAGCAGAAUAUUCAUUGUGAAACGGAAUAUGGUGGAUGGAACCCGAAAACCUUUUGGGGAACGUUGCAUCAGUAUUUCAAAUAAGAUUAUUAUCUACAGAAAAUGGCUGCACGAGUGUCGCUUUGUCUGUCAGAUAUAGAUUUAUAUAAUAAAAUAAGCUU
This is a messenger RNA of Stegodyphus dumicola, 2024 nucleotides long. RefSeq names its product glucose dehydrogenase [FAD, quinone]-like. Gene Ontology annotation, molecular function: flavin adenine dinucleotide binding; oxidoreductase activity, acting on CH-OH group of donors. Lineage: Eukaryota; Metazoa; Arthropoda; Arachnida; Araneae; Eresidae. The record is from RefSeq and is a predicted model, not a curated record.